Drosophila innubila is the source of this 2187-nucleotide messenger RNA. RefSeq lists its product as uncharacterized. NCBI's taxonomy places the organism in Eukaryota, Metazoa, Arthropoda, Insecta, Diptera, Drosophilidae. The coding region runs from base 191 to 2116 and encodes 641 amino acids. The record is from RefSeq and is a predicted model, not a curated record. The transcript has 9 exons.
CUUUCAAAAUAUUCAAAAAUUCAAUACAUUGUACACCUUAAACAUGUUCACAUCGUUACACUAAAAACUAAUGUUUCAAAAACUAAAAUACUAAAAAACUUAAAAAGUACAUAUACAAGAAAAGUAAAAAAAAAAAACAUAAUAAAAGUUCAAAAAAAUUUGUUGGUCAUUUACACAUUAGAUACAAAUUAUGGCUAAACGUUUUCGGGAUACAGAUCCGCGUAAGCGGGAUAUGAGAUUAAAAUUCAAGAGAUUGGUACGCGCCGUCAUGUUGAACACACAGUGGCUGGAUGAAACCGAUGAGCAGGGACAGGGCAUCUCCAUGAAUGUGAAGAAGAAUGUCGCCUUUCUAGUCAGACAAAAGCGAAAAACUGGCAUACUAACAGUGGCAGAGAAGGCGCUGCUUCGUUCACCUCACUAUUUUCGCACCCUUGAGGAACGGAAAAAGCUGUGUCUCAUUGUAGCAGGUUUAUCAUGUUUCAAUCGAAUACCGCCGAAACUUCGAGCUCGAUUGGUACCAAUUUUAAGAUUUUCAACAGUGGGUGCCGAUCGUGUGGUUAUCAAAGAAAAUGAUUACCCACUGUUUGUUUAUUUUGUGGUUUCCGGCGAAAUUGAAAUGAAAAAGACUAUAUACGACAAGACCACAAAAAAGACCUGUAUGAUAUCGGAGGCUAUUGUUGGACCCGGCGAUUGGGUCGGGGAGGUGGAGUUGCUGGAAAAUUGUCCUAGACUUAACACUUAUGUGACAACAACGACUUGUGAACUUUUGACCAUAACCGAUGAUGAUUUCAAAACGGUCCUGCGACCCUAUAUGAAAAAACAGUGGCUAGAUAAGAAGAAUGCCUUAAAGUCGUUAAGCUAUUUUGAUUUAUGGACUGACGAUCAGAUUGUUCGAGCUUGUAAUUACUGUCAGCUAACACAGUUUGAUCCAUUGCAGUUUAUUUACUCCGAAAACAGAGGUCACGUGAGCUGUGUUCACUUUAUUUUGAGCGGAGAGUGUGUCAUACUACAGUGCCUCAAAAUGAGAGUUAUGAAAGCGAAUGGUAAAACCACUUACGAACUAAUCACAGUUGAUAAUGCUGAUCUAUUUGAGGUUCCAUCAAAAUCUGUAAAAUCGAUGAACAGUUCAUUUCAAGUUUUCGGAUCGAAUCAAAUGUUGUCUAAUUCGAUUUUCAAUAUCGAUGACCUAUUGGCCUCCACGGAAUCGGACGAUGAAGAAACAUUGUUGCAGAAAAAAGCGAAACGUAAAAUGGGAUUGAAAGAAAUUGAAGCCGCAUGUUUUAAGGGUGCUCUUAAGCUAAAAACAAACAAGGUUGUAAACCCGAGGAAAACCAUUUUCCAACGAAGAACGACAAUUAUUCCGAGACGAAGAACGACAAGUAUUUGGAGAACUCGUUCCGUUUCAUUUGGAGACGCUGGCACCAUGGACGCGGAAGACGAGGAUUUUAUAGAAGAAGAUGAAUACGAUUAUUAUGCUGAGGAUUACUUUGUGGAAGAAGAAGUCGAAACGGAAUCUGAAGAGGAGUCUCAGGAAAAUGCCGUAUCAAAGCGAACUACUCGAAGUACUUUUGGGUCACGAUUAGGUACCCUUAAGCCAUCUUUGUUGAGACCGAGCGAUGCACCCAGACAAUCCCAGGGACAGACAGUACGCAUUGAAACUGAAGAUUCGGUUCGUGAAAAAAGUAUCUCAGAUACAUCUAGAUCAACGAGUGUGGAAUCACCCCGAAUGUCGUCCCAAGAGUCAAUCCCUGUAACUGAAACCCAUUUUGUGGAUGUGGGCUCCCUCACAUAUGGCGGCAUAUUCGGCUUAGGUGAGAAAAUUAUUCAUCGCGUUAUAAUGGCUCGCACUGUUGUCCAAUGCCUUCUAUUGCCACGUUAUUGGCUAAUGGAGGAAGAACAAAAUCCCGGCCAUAUCUGGCAACGUCGUAGAUUCUACUUGGAAGGUAGCAUUCCCUCCCGGGAAGAGCUCUUUGGUAAUUUCCUUAAGACUCGACGCUGGGAGAAAUUUAAACGUGAUUAUGUUCAAAGUACUCUCAAUCCAAAUAGUGUUAAUAGCACACAACCCGAAGAUAUACCCAUCAUCUGUCGCAUUGUUGAGACCAGAGAUGAUAUAUAGUCCAUUAUUUAAUUGUUUUACAAAUGUGAACGAAAUUCCAUGUGUACAAUAAAAAAUAGUUGAGUAAAACA